GGAGACCGGGGUAACGCUGCAAUCCAUGACCCUCUCUUGGCCUACCCAUUGUUCAACGAGGGGCCCCCACUGCUCACAGGCACCUCCCACUUGGUGGUGCCGUACCGUUAUGUGCGAGACACUCAAAGUUAGAAUAACGGUGUUUUACGGGGACCACAAGGAACCACACCGAACAUGUGAGUCUGGCCAGCCUUCGUGGAGUUUUACUUUCGACGUCCAACAUGAGCUUGCAGGUUCCCUGGUGGGUCCCGCUGCUGUGGCUGGCAGGUGUGUGCUCCGGCGUCCAGGUGUUCGUGAGGGACGAGAAGCGCUUCGCCGUGCUCUUCCAGGCGGUGGUCCUGCCGUGCCACUACACCAGCGUGUCCACCCAGACCCCCGUGGUGCAGUGGGUGUACAAGUCCUACUGCCGCGACCGCACACGGGACACCUUCGGCUUCUCCAACAGCCGGGCCGGCGCCGGCGGCUACGACGGGGGAGUGUCGGCGGCGGUGGUGGAUUACCUGGACUGCGCCGACAGCAGCCGCACGGUGCGCACCGUGGCGUCCAUCGCGGGGUCCUCCGUGACGCUGUCGGAGCACUACAAGAACCGCGACAUCUCCAUCAUCAACACGGCCGACCUUCGAAUCGGGGAGGUGCAGUGGGGAGACAGCGGGGUGUACAUCUGCAAGGUGGUCAUCUCAGACGACCUGGAGGGGCAGAGUGAGGCCAAUGUGGAGCUCCUGGUCCUGGGUUUCUCAGGUGAUCCUGAGGACCUGUUACCUGGCUUUGAAAUGAAGAUAAUGCCAGAAUGGGUGUUUGUGGGGGUCGUAGCGCUGGGCAGUGUCCUGGUUCUCCUGCUGCUGGGGGUGUGUUGGUGCCAGUGCUGUCCCCACUCCUGCUGCUGCUACGUCAGCUGCUGGUGCUGCCCAGAUACAUGCUGCUGCCCCAGGCACUUAUACGAGGCCGGUAAGGGCAUCAAGGUGGGCACCCACACCCCCACCCCCACGGUGAUGCCCUACCCCCCCUACUUCAUCUCCGGCCUGCCCACCAUGGUCCCCAUCGCCCCCCCAUCGCUGGUGGACAAAACGUCCCCGGUCCCCCCCUCCGACAGCAGCCUGCUGGCCUCAGCUUCCAGCCUAUCAGAGCUGAGCUCCCUCCACGAGGGGGAGGCGGGGUUCCGGCAGACGUACCGGGACAUCCAGAAGAACGCCCUCCCCGCCAUCCCGGAUCGCGACCCCGCCUUCCAGUCCGGGGACGACCAUCAUCACCAGCGCUGCCGUGGCAACCGCAGCCCAGAGCCGCAGCGGUACCAGAGGAGCCCGCCCGCCUCUCAGCGUUACCGUGACGACCGCGACGACCCCGACGACGGCGGGCCCCUCCCCCCGCGGCGCUUCAGCGACGACCCCCCCUCGUCGUCGCACACGGGGCGGUCCGCGCGUAAACCGCCCGGAGGCAGGGAGCCGGAGCGGUGGAACCCGCGGUCGGAGCUCCUCCAGCGGAAGGCGUUCCGCUCCAUCGGUCCGACCGGCUCGCUGGACGAGCUGGAGCGGGACGCCUACCGUCGGCGGGGGGAGGGGGGUCGGCCCGGCGACGGGCACCGCGGCAACGAGGACGAGGGGGAUGCCGGCGACCGGAUGGAGCUCCGGGAGUUCCGCCGCCAGCUCUCCUCCCCCUGCCGCCGGGACGGCCCGCCGCAGCGUUACCGCGACGACCGCGGCCGCGGGGAGGAGGAGGAGGAGGAGGAGGAGAACGGGCGGCCCAGGCCCAGGCGGGAGAGGAUGAAGUCGGACGGGGGCGAGCCGGCCAGCCCCCUGGCCUCCCCCACCCGGAGGCGCGGCAACAGUUGGGACAGCGAGCGCCACCGCGUGCCCCCGCCGCCGGCCCCCCGCCUCAGCCCCCCCCCCUCCUCCUCCUCCACCCGGGACAGAGACUACGACGGGGACUCCUUCCUGGGCAGCCUGCUGGAGCGCAAGGCCAGGCUGCGGGGGGCGGGGCCGGGGCGGGGCGACCAGGACUCGGACUCGCCCUCCAAGCUCAGCUCCAAGCUGAGCAGCGGCGAAUCCGGACGCUUCCGCAGCCGCUCGCCCAACGGGCGGCGGGAGACGGACUCGGCGCCCCCCUGCUCGGAGAGAGAGAGGGGCGGGGGCGAGAGAGGCGGGGGGGAGAGGGGAGGGGGCGAGAGAGGAGGGGGAGAGAGAGGAGUCGGUGAGAGAGGGUGGGGGGAGAGAGGAGGUGGAGAGAGGUCCUCGCCGCGACCGGCGUCCAGCCAGACUUCUAAAUCCUCUGCGCUCGCGUCGUCCAAUCGCAGAGAGGAUCCCCGGGACAAGCCCCGCAAGACGAACACAAUGCUUAGCCGGGACUCCCUCAUCGUGUGAGGGGGGCCGAGGACGACCCGGAGGGUCCGGUCCUCAGAGGACCUCUGGUGGGGACUGAGGGGGGAGGAGGAGCGCAGGCCUGGUCCUCAGACGGGGCCCGAGAGGGCUCGACGUCAGACUCCGACCCUGAGAGGAGAACGCGACUCUGGAGGACGAUUUGAACCGAUGAGCUUACAGUUGGAGGAAAAAAAGGAUACUGUACACCGAUACAUACGCACACAAACACACACACAGACACAAGAACACGCAUACAUACAUACAUACACACGCACACACACACACACAUACACAAACACAUACACCACACAAAGAUACA
Molecule: messenger RNA, 2670 nt
Organism: Gadus morhua (Atlantic cod)
Lineage: Eukaryota; Metazoa; Chordata; Actinopteri; Gadiformes; Gadidae
Product: immunoglobulin-like domain-containing receptor 2
Exons: 10
Coding region: 222-2354 (710 amino acids)
Biological process (GO): pancreas development
Cellular component (GO): membrane
Source: RefSeq, a predicted model, not a curated record